UGGGGAGCCGCCCGCAGCUGGAAGGUGCUGCGCUCCCAGUACUCGCAGGCCCAGGAGAAAGAGCCCCGAGAUCUCGGCGUCAAACAGAAAGAAGAAUGGAACUUUUCUGCAAAGGAUUGGUGUGAAGAUGCAGAUGACUGGGGAGCCUGUGAUGGAGCAGAGCCUCCUGCAUGUGCCUCCCUUGAGCUGCUUGGCCUAAAGGAAGCUGUGAGCAGCGAGGUGGAGUUUGCAUCCCAGCUCCAGCAGCUGCACCUGUGUGAGCCUGCCGAUGGCUCGGGUCCCCAGGACACACAUCCUGCACCCAGGGAGGACAUGGAUGGCCCAGGUGCCCAGGACACACAUCCUGCAGCCUGUGAGGACAUGGUGAUGGCAACAGCUGCUUCAGCUCCUGUGUUCCAGCCCUUCUACAUUAAUGUUGUGGAUGAGGAAGACUACAUGGGUUUCCUUGACACACAUCAUGCACAUAAGCUACUGAAGGAGUAUCAGCAGAGAGAGUGUGUUGAUUUGGAACAGAUGAUGUCAGAAAGUUUUGCAGGUGAAGAUGGUAGUGAAAAAUAUGAGAAGAGUGAAGUAAAAAGCUGGGAUCACACAUUCCAUAAAUUCAUGAAAAGAAUAUCUAUCUGUCCUGAACAGAUUCUAAGAUACUCUUGGGGUGGCCAGCCUUUAUUCAUCACAUGUCCUCCAGCCAACCUGGACCAGGAUAUUCCAGCCUGCAGUAACUGUGGAAGCAGCAGAGUGUUUGAGUUCCAGCUGAUGCCCACGCUGGUCAGCAUGCUUCAGAGUGACUCAGAUCUGUCAGUGGAAUUUGGAACUGUUAUAGUUUACACGUGUGAGAGAAGCUGUUGGCCGACCAAUCAUCAAACUCCUCUUGAAGAAUUUAUUUUUGUACAAGAAGACCCAGAUCAGAGAUUAUUUAAAUAAAUUGUAUUUCUCUGCAUAGAUGAAAAGUC
Messenger RNA from Cyanistes caeruleus (blue tit), 950 nucleotides. The record is from RefSeq and is a predicted model, not a curated record. Lineage: Eukaryota; Metazoa; Chordata; Aves; Passeriformes; Paridae.